AUGGCAGAAUAUUGGAAAUCAGCACCCCGAUUUUGGUGCAAACAAUGCAAGAUCUUCAUUCGCGACACACCCUUUGAAAAGACCCAGCACGAAGCGAGUCCCAAGCACCAAGGCAGCCUCAAGCGCUUCUUAAGAGAGAUCCACAAAAACAAUGAGAUCAAACAGAAGGAGACCCUGCGAGCGAAAAAUGAAGUCGAGCGUUUGCGACAAGCUAUCGGAGGUGGCCCCGCUCCGUCGAAGCCCGAGGGCAAAUCUGGGAAGCCAGAGGCUGCACCAGCGCCCGGACCUGCCCAGCGGUUCGUAGGUGCGGAGGAAAGGAAGAAACAAAUGGCCCAGUUGGCAGAGCUAGGUGUAGCCAUCCCCGAAGAGUAUCGAGCGGACAUGGCGUUGGCUGGAGAAUGGCAAACGCUCUCAGAGACCAACGUCGAUUCCCAGGAAGGAUUGGAAGGCGCAGCAAAAUCCAUUGGAAUCCGCAAACGUAAACACAAUGGCGAGGAGGAGGAAGAGGGGGUCAGCGGGAAUCCAUCCGAGCGACUUGUGAGUAAAGGGUGGGGUUCAAGGAUGAAGAUAUACCCUGGUGCAGAGGAUGACGAUGAAGAUUUGGACGCUCUCCUCGCAUCGACGAAGGAUCUAAAGAAAAAUAAGACCCCGGCACCAGAUUCCGAGUCUAAUGACCGGUAUUCCACCGAAGAGCAUAAGCCCGAGCUUCCAUCAGCCUUGAAAGAGGAAGAGAGUGUUAUUUCGAAUACGCACGAGACCACUGACAAGGCUCGCACUAAGGUGGAAGACACUGCUUCAACGUCCCAACUCGAUUUCAAAGAACUAGCCGAUGAGACACCUGGCCCGGUUUUCAAAAAACGCAAGGCUAAAGUCAUGAGGAAAUAG
Messenger RNA from Penicillium macrosclerotiorum, 885 nucleotides. RefSeq names its product putative formin binding protein. Gene Ontology annotation, molecular function: zinc ion binding; RNA binding. Lineage: Eukaryota; Fungi; Ascomycota; Eurotiomycetes; Eurotiales; Aspergillaceae. Gene Ontology annotation, biological process: mRNA splicing, via spliceosome. The record is from RefSeq and is a predicted model, not a curated record. The transcript has 2 exons. Gene Ontology annotation, cellular component: precatalytic spliceosome. The coding region runs from base 1 to 885 and encodes 294 amino acids.